AUGCUCUACGUUGUUGUAUUCACAACAUCGUCCAUUCUUCUCUCAGUUUCCUAUCGAUUUUCUCCUUUUCAUCCAUUAGCUAGCUACCCAGGGCCUCGAUCAUGGUGGAUUUCCGACUUACAGCUUGUCCACCUGGCUAUGUCCGGCAAGCGACACCAAAAGCUCCAUCAGCUUCACAUGCAAUACGGACCCAUCGUAAGAGUCGGACAUAACACUCUGUCAAUCAAUUCAUUGUCCUCCCUUAAUCCUCUGUACGGGCCUGCACUUUCCAUGGAAAAAAGCGACAUGUAUAGGCUCCCAGGACAUCGAGAUGUGAUGAGUCUAUUCUUUAAGCAAGACUUAGAUCUUCAUAAUGAACGCAAACAAAUUUGGACCAAGGGUCUAUCCGCGUCAGCCACCAAAAACUAUAUUCCUUUUAUAGAGCAGCGUACUUGGGAGCUUGCCUCAUACAUCGAACGUCGGCAAGCUGCGUCGAAAGAAGAUGCAACCAGUUUGUCGGAAUGCUUCUCUCAUUGGUCAUAUGACUUGCUGGCUCUGAUGGCAAAAGGCGACUCUGAGCGUCUGGUUUUGACCGGCAAGAAAGGAAUGGUGGCCAUUGAGAGUAAAGCUAUGGUCAAGUAUUCCGCCAUCUCUGCAGCAAUGAUGCACAAGCGAAUUAAAUUGAACAACGACACAAGCAUAAGAGAUCUCAGUUCUUACCUUCUGGAAGAAUCUCUGUCCGGAAAGUCUAUCCCACUUCCAGAUCUUGAAGUAGAGGCAGCGACUGCACUUUUCGGAGGUGGCGAUACCAUCGCUGGAAUACUCUCAAUGGUGUUCUUCUAUCUUCUUUCGCAUCCGCAAUACUACAAGCAGCUUUAUGAUGUCUUGCGUGCCGAGUUUUCUGACCCCAUGGAACAUCUAGAAGGCUCCAGGCUUGUUGGAAUACCCUUUCUCGGUGGCGUUAUCGAUGAAGCGCUGAGGCUGCAGGCUGCUUUCUACUUUCCCAGAAUAGUCCCCCCGGGAGGCGUCACAAUAGAUGGAUCAUUCAUUCCCGAAGGGACUAUCGUUGCUGUGGCAUCAUAUUCUCAGCAAAUUGACCCCAAGAACUUUUACCCCGACCCUUUGGAAUUCAGACCAGAACGAUGGCUGCCAGGCGGCUUAGGACCUGAUACAAAAACUGAUCGAAAUGCAUUGUUGUCUUUUUCAAUGGGACACCAUGUAUGUGUCGGGAAAGCUCUUGCUUACCAGCAAUUGCAAUAUGUUAUCGCACGCUUGGUUCUAUCUUUUGAUAUGUCCUUCCCCGAGUCGUUUGAUAAAGAGGCAUUCUGCAAUGGUAUUCUCAACAAGCGCACCGUAAUCUUAGAAAAACCGCUCCUUGUGAGGGUUACACGACGGCCCGGAGCAGAGAUUCCAGAUCUGAAAUGA
This is a messenger RNA of Guyanagaster necrorhizus, 1404 nucleotides long. RefSeq names its product cytochrome P450. The coding region runs from base 1 to 1404 and encodes 467 amino acids. Gene Ontology annotation, molecular function: heme binding; monooxygenase activity; oxidoreductase activity, acting on paired donors, with incorporation or reduction of molecular oxygen. Lineage: Eukaryota; Fungi; Basidiomycota; Agaricomycetes; Agaricales; Physalacriaceae. The transcript is spliced from 9 exons. The record is from RefSeq and is a predicted model, not a curated record.